AUGAGCUCCUCCUCGGAUGAAGACUUCCGGUCCUACCACAGGCCCUAUCCCCUGCACGAUGCCGCGGAGGCGGGGGACAUGGAAACCCUCACUCAGAUCCUGAGGCCGAGGCAGCCCAAGAAACCUGCCAGCAUAAGCUCGGCAGCGGGAGGGGGGGAAGGAGAGGCCGCGGCCGGAGGGGACGGGCGGGGGGGCGUUGCUCCUAUGGACGAGGAAGGGGACGCUGCGGCGGCCGCGGGAACAGGGGGUGGUGAGGCCGACGGCGGUGCUGGAAAGGCUGAAGCAGAAGGCAUCGAAAACAACAGCCAUCGGCAUCCGGCGGGAGGGGGCGAUGAUGAGUCUAGCGACGACGACGACGACGACGACGAGCUCGGCGGUUUCAGGCCUCCGUCGGUGGACUUGGAGGAGAGGGACCACGAGGGCUGCACCCCGCUGCACGUGGCCCUGACGGCGAAGAACCUGGACGCCGCGCGGCUGCUGCUGGAGUGCGGCGCGGGCACGACGAGGAGGCUGGAGGGGUCGACGCCGGCGCACGUCGCCCUCAGCGUGGCGUCGGUGGGAAGGCACCGCGGGUUCGCCAACGCCGCGCUCAAGCUGCUGCUGGAGUACCACCACGACGUGUCUGUCAAGGACGACAGGGGUCAGACCCUGCUCCACCUGGCGGCGUCGUUCGGCCUGGACGAUGCCAUGGCGACCCUGCUGGAGGCCCCGAGGGGCAGGGAGCUCAUGGACUCCAAGGAGCGUCUCAGCUGCCGGCCUUUGCACCUCGCGGCGCUCGCGGGGCACGUAGGGGCUACCCGUGCGCUUAUCUCGGCGGGCUGCGACGCCUCCUUCACGAACCUGCACGGCAACACGGCGCUCCACCUGGCCUGCAGCAAAGCUCGCUGGGGGGUUGCUAGGGUGCUCCUGGAGGACGGGAAGGCGAGCGUGGUAGCGUGCAACAAGAACAAGCAGACGCCCGCCGCGGUGGCGUUGAAACAGGGGCUAAGAAUCCCGGACACACUUCCGGAGCUUCACGAAGCGGCAGCAACAGCAACAGCAACAAUCGGUAACGACGACAGCACCAACGGCACUACUGCCAACCCAGAACAAGAGCGGGGCUCCUCCUCCUCCUCCUCCUCUUCCAACAGGGGCAAGGUCAAGAAGAAGGCCAAGUGGGAGUUCCCGGUGGCGGGAGGGUCGGGGAGAGGGGAUGACACUGCCGCCGCCGCCGCCGCCGCCGGGAAUGCCGUCGGUAACGGAGGCAUUCGGCAGGCGGGAGCGGGAGCGGGGGACGGGGACGUUGCGGGUAACGGCGGCGUGGGAGCGGCAGCAGGUGGUGGUGGUGGUGGUGGUGGUGGUGGUGGUGCAGCAGGAGCACCCAAGACGAGGACGGCGGUGUUGCACCACCCCCUGUGCCUGCAGCACCACUCGUGCCCGCCGAUAAGGAGGUGGGGGGCGGACCCCCCGCCGGAGAAUGUGAAACGCCUGGAGGUCAUCUACAACGAGGAUUCGGGGGUGCUGCGCGCUGAUGAAUUUUCUGGGUUGGAGUGGGACAGCAACCCCAGCAGGGCAGAGCUGGUGGACGUGCUGCGGGUGCACGACUUCAACUACGUCGAGAAGCUGGAACGCCUCUGCUCAAACAUCCCCGAAGGCCCCGGCUCCCUGUCCCACCUCGACGGCGACACGGCGGUCUCGCACGACUCGUUGGAGGGGGCGUUUCCCCCCGCGGGGUCGGUUUGGGACGGGGUGGACCGCUUCAUGACGGGGAGAAACAGAAACCCUUUUUGCCCCGUGAGACCCCCCGGGCACCACCCCGCCACCCGGGGGCUGGUGACGUGCCCCAACGAUGCCACGGGUUCCCACGGUUUCUCCCUACUCAACAACGUGGCGAUCGGAGCGGCAUACGCGAGGUGUGUCCACCGGCACACCGGGGUAGAGCGAGUGGCUAUCGUAGACUUCGACGUGCACCACGGUAACGGUACGGAAGCCAUCGUCAAGGCUCUCGUGCCAAAGGUGGAAGAGGCCAGCAUUAAGACGCCUUUCUGUCAGGGGCUGUUGCAGCAGCCUCUGGUGCUCGAUGUCGGCAUGCCCCUGCCCGAGAUCGGGGACACCCCCGGCGCUUCUCGACACCGCUGGCGCGACGUGUACCGUAAGGACAUCCUGCCCAAGCUCGUGGCCUUCAACCCGGACAUCAUCCUCGUUAGCGCCGGCUUCGACGCGCACAAGAAGGAUGUGAUCAACUACGGGUACAUCGGGCUGCUGGAGGAGGAUUACGAAUGGGUCACGCAGCAGCUUGUGCAGGUCGCCAACAGGUGUUGCGAGGGGCGGCUAGUGUCCGUGCUCGAGGGAGGCUACCGCAUCCAGGGCGGGAUUGUCUCUGCGUUUGGCAGGAGCGUCGCGGGGCACGUGCGCGCGCUGGUGGACGGCUGCGAGUCGAGACAGGAAUGGAGCGCCGCCGAUGCUGAAUGGGAGAGCAACUUCGAGCGCCGCUUGCUGCAAGAGAGGGAACGAAAGCGCAAGCAAAGGCUCGAGCAACAGCUGCAGGCGAUGGAGGCGAAGAAAAACCAGCUCAGGAUAGCCAUGCUCCAGCAGCAGCAGCAGGAACAACAGGAGCAGCAGGAGCAAGCAGGGACCAACGGCGACGCCGCCCCCGGCGCACAACAUUCCGCGGGGCCCCAUGCCGGUGGCGACCAAGCGGCGGCAGCGGCGGUUGCCAGCAGGGUGGAGACAGAUGGCCAACCGCCGAGGCAGGAAGCAGGGGGAGGCGACGAGGGUGCCCUGCCCAGCAAGAGACGAAGGACCAACGUGGACUACGUGGCUCUGCAGAAGAAGCUACAGGCUUGA
This is a messenger RNA of Ectocarpus siliculosus, 2826 nucleotides long. The record is from the annotation of a GenBank genome assembly. Lineage: Eukaryota; Phaeophyceae; Ectocarpales; Ectocarpaceae.